Molecule: messenger RNA, 1621 nt
Organism: Malaya genurostris
Lineage: Eukaryota; Metazoa; Arthropoda; Insecta; Diptera; Culicidae
Gene: Task6
Product: two pore potassium channel protein sup-9
Exons: 5
Coding region: 345-1460 (371 amino acids)
Biological process (GO): potassium ion transmembrane transport; stabilization of membrane potential
Cellular component (GO): membrane
Molecular function (GO): potassium ion leak channel activity
Source: RefSeq, a predicted model, not a curated record
CAAAACCGUCAUUAUCAGAGCCUCAGUGUCAAACGCAAAAAUCGAUCGAUAAACUAUAUCUGCAUCAGAAUUUUCAGUCACAAGCAAGAAUAGUGGAGAUGUUUGAAACUCGCAGUGCUAAAAUUAGUGUCCUUCCUGUGCCAAUUGAGCUGUACGCAUACGUGAAAUUUUCACCAUGUUGAGCUAGAGUAAGAUUUCGCGUAGCGGGGGCGGCCAAGGAUAUUGAAUGCGAGAAUUUUGCUUGCAUUUUUCACGAACAGGAAUAGCUUUCUUCCAUCAUCUAAAUCUCAUCAUCCUCAUUACAUCCGCUGUCGUGUUGUAGCGUUUAGUUAGCGAAGGAAGCAAUGAAAAAACAAAAUGUUCGGACCAUUUCAUUAAUCGUGUGCACUUUCACCUAUCUACUGAUCGGAGCGGCCGUGUUCGACGCACUUGAAUCGGAAACGGAAAAGAAACGAUGGAAAGCCCUCAGUGCGGUUGAAAAUGUACUUAUAUCGAGGUAUAAUAUAUCAGCAGAAGACUUCAAGGUGAUCGAAACAGUUAUCAUGAAAUCGGAGCCACACAAAGCCGGCCAACAGUGGAAGUUUUCUGGAGCCUUUUAUUAUGCCACAACGGUGCUGACCACCAUCGGGUACGGUCAUUCAACGCCUUCCACGGUCAGUGGAAAAAUUUUCACCAUGUGCUAUGCGGCUAUCGGGAUUCCACUUGGAUUGGUUAUGUUUCAAAGCAUUGGAGAACGUGUAAAUCGGUUAAGCAGUGUAAUAGUGCAUGCAGUCAAAACGUCCUUCAACUGCAAAAAAGCAAUAGCCUCCGAAGUGGAUCUGAUCUUGGUAGUAACAACGCUAAGUUCUCUUACUAUAGCAGGAGGAGCGGCUGCGUUUAGCAAAUUCGAAAAUUGGUCUUAUUUCGAUUCGGUUUACUACUGCUUCAUUACUUUGACAACCAUAGGAUUCGGAGAUAUGGUCGCCCUGCAGAAAGAUAAUGCCCUAAAUCAGAAACCAGAGUAUGUAGCUUUUGCGUUAAUUUUUAUACUCUUCGGACUAGCGGUAGUGGCCGCCUCGUUGAAUUUACUAGUACUACGAUUUGUAACUAUGAAUACUGAGGAUGAAAAGCGUGAUGAGGCUCAAGCAAUUCAGGCCUUGCAAAUCGCAGUGAAGCUGGACGGUGACAUCAUUACCGGAAACUCCAGCGAUUCGGACCGCAAGUGCUAUGAACGAAUGUCAAUUUCCGGCCCUACUCGUAACUGUGCCGGCUAUUCACGGAAAUAUGAAGUGCAGGACACGAGCGUCGGAUACAUCAUGGACGCCAGCUAUCGUUAUCCGUUGGUGGACUGCGAAUUGGCCGAGCUGAGGUCGCCUGGAUUGAGAUACAACACCUACGAGUUGGAACCGGAGGAAGACGAAGGGUUGAUAAGUCCACUACGGUACGAUUUUCAGCCCAGUCGUGGAAGAGCGUCGGUUUAAGUUUGAGCGAAAUGCCGUUGGGGGUGGUAAUGUUAAGUUAUAAGUAAAUGAAUUUUCGGGGUCUAAAUUUUUAACAAAAUAUUAUUAUCGACUUUUCUAGAACUAGAUAGCGAUUGAUAACAAUCGAAUGGAAACAAUAAAAUGAAUUCGGGACAACUAGA